AUGACUGAGUCAAAGCCUACGUCCAACACCCUCCCAGAAUUGCUCAAAGAGGGUUUGAUGGACUACGAGAGUGACACCGUCGCGUCGAGUGUCUAUGGCAAUCCUCCUACGCCACCGGCACAUGACACCAUGCGCAUCGCGCCUAAUUCAUUCGUGGAACGCGAUGAGGUACCUUUACCCCUUGUACAGCGUGCAGCCGUCGACCCUGCGUUGGGUGUGUUGCACAACGCUCUUGAUGAAGAACAAGCUCAAUAUCUUCAGUCGGUCGAUAAACGCAAGCGUCAAGCACAAUGUGUAGCCACAGCGUAUGCUCACGGUGGUUAUUGCACGACACAACCGAGUGUGGUGAACGCAUUCGUCAGAUUGCCGGCAUGGGUUACGGGACCCAAGGCUGCCACAGCCGCUUCACUCGCGGAGAGGAAGGAUCUCAGAGCGAGAAACCUAUGA
Messenger RNA from Peronospora matthiolae, 447 nucleotides. NCBI's taxonomy places the organism in Eukaryota, Oomycota, Peronosporomycetes, Peronosporales, Peronosporaceae. The record is from the annotation of a GenBank genome assembly.